Messenger RNA from Hyposmocoma kahamanoa, 752 nucleotides. RefSeq names its product tetratricopeptide repeat protein 36 homolog. The record is from RefSeq and is a predicted model, not a curated record. Gene Ontology annotation, biological process: cilium assembly. NCBI's taxonomy places the organism in Eukaryota, Metazoa, Arthropoda, Insecta, Lepidoptera, Cosmopterigidae. The transcript has 4 exons. The coding region runs from base 76 to 642 and encodes 188 amino acids. Gene Ontology annotation, molecular function: protein binding.
GCGUAAAGAUUGAACACAGAACAGUCGUGUUUAUUUUAAAAUUUAAUAAAUUGAAUAUUUGUGUAGGUAAUAGUUAUGUCAGGAUUGGAAAAUCUUAGCGAAAGGGACAAAGCUGUGCUGCGAAGUAUUUUUGAUCCCACUGUUACUAUCGCUGCUAAUGUGGUGGAUGAGGGUGACAACUUCGUUGAAGAAGAUGAAGAACCUACAACUGACGCAACAAAAGCAUCGGUGUCACUAUGUGCUGAAGGUGUGUGUCUCGCUGAAGCAGGGAAACUAGAAGAGGCACUAAGUGUCAUGAAUAGAGGUGUCGACGCAGACCCUGACCGCGCUGCGGCGUACAACGACAGAGCUCAGUUGUUAAGGCUUUUGCAGAAAGAUGAUGACGCAAUGUCUGACCUAGAACGCGCGUUACAACUAACAACUGGUCGCAAGACCCGCGCACGUGCACUGGCGCUGUGCCAACGAGGGGUGCUCCUGCGUAAACGAGGAAACGAUGAUGCGGCACGCGCUGCGUUUGCUGAAGCCGCUAAUCUAGGCAGUGGAUUUGCUAAGAAACAGGUGGUGGAUAUGAAUCCUUACGCUGCACUGUGCAACCAAAUGUUGAGCCAAGUUAUGAGAGGAGAGAAGGAAAUUAAACUAUAAAAAUAGUUUUGGCUGUAUCAAAAUUAUUAAGAGACAAAAAGAUUCUUCAAGUAUACAACAUACAAAACUAAAAAUGUAUUUUUAUAAUUUUGUACUUAUUCAAUAAACGA